Messenger RNA from Fomitopsis serialis, 1698 nucleotides. RefSeq lists its product as uncharacterized. The record is from RefSeq and is a predicted model, not a curated record. Lineage: Eukaryota; Fungi; Basidiomycota; Agaricomycetes; Polyporales; Fomitopsidaceae. The transcript is spliced from 7 exons. The coding region runs from base 1 to 1698 and encodes 565 amino acids.
AUGGCGCUUCGCACGGCACACGGCACGCGCCACAGGGCACCGCGGAUCGAAACCCGAGCCGCCCCGAUUAGAUUCAAAUGCCGGCAGUGCCAGAGCGAGCUUGGGUUGAUCAUGAGGAUGAGUCGUGAGACAAGGAACCCUGUUAACUUCUUAUACCCACUCGUCUCACUCUUCGCGCUCACCUACUCCCCGACCUCUUGGCAUAAUAACGUUCGACCAUACCAGAAGGGAAGCGCCUGUCACAGUUCAGGAUACGAACACCGUGCAAUCAGAGGGAACGUCGGCUUAUGCAGUUUAACUACUAAAGGAACGGAGGACGAUUACCCGGACGUCGUGCGGAAGGCUUUCGGAGAUCGCUACUCUGAGCUUCCGUACGUGACAGGGGAAAUAAAGACAGCAGAUUUUACGUCGCAGGAGUGGGAAGAAUUGCGCAACUGGCUAGGGUCUAACGACACACUCAAUCGCUUCAAGCAGGAGUUGACUACCAUGGCGCCAUCUCCCAUACACGAUCGUAUCAUAGCGCUGCUGAGGACGAUGAAUGGAGAGAGGUGGGCCGAGUCCUUCAGACCGCCGAAGUGGAUCCGACGAGCCUUGGACAUCGACAUCGGCCAGGCGGAGUAUGCCUCUGUGCGUGGCAAGAAAGGAAACAAGAUAGUGGGCGAUAUGGUCGAGGCGAUCUCAGUGGGCGAUGUUCUCGUAGUUACUGACGUUAAUGAGACCGCGAAAUCUCAGCCUGUCUACACGACUGACAGCGAGGAAGGGGCAUUGCCUAAAAUUGUGGACAUAGCGGACGUCCUGAUGGGGAACACAAAAGUGGAUGGCGCAGGCGUGCCCUCAUGUGGGCUCAUUGCCCUGUCCUGCUUCAACAUUGAAGAGCUCCAGCCCGGUAAGAGCGCAAAGGCGAAAUGGUCUUCGCCAGAGACGAAGGAAUACACAGUCAACGCCAUCACCUACGACGAACACACCUACAAAAAGAUGUUGCGCGAGAAUCCGGACUUGAUCAGCGGAGCUGGUCCGUUCAUUGCAGAGCACAAGGCUACGUUCUUCGGCGCGGUUCGAGUCUGGUGGAUAUACGUUCCAGUGGAGGAACUCGAUACGCUCAGGUUGGGAGUGCGACUACAGUGGAAAAUGGAGGAGUGGGUGGCUAGAGGGUUGGCCAUCCCGAUCCUCGAGUAUUAUGACGACAACAUGAAGCCAUUGGUCGAGAAAUUCCUGCGUAAAGUUCGCAACGGCUACGAGAAGCGAUUGGCAACGCUAGCCAAGCUUCUGUCUCGCCGUGAACACAAGCAAACGCUCCUGGACGCUCUCAAGCUCGUGGAAGACGAUAACGUGCGGGAGGCUCAGGCUGAAGAAAUGUUGACGUAUAUUCGCAAGUUGCUCCAUCCCAGCGAUGAGGCCCUGUGCUAUGACGAAGACGUGCAUCGCAUCAUUCGCAGCAUCAGGGAAGGUGCGCGAGGGACCGCCGUCGACCGCCUUCGCAAUGUCUCCUUGCUCAAGGGCCAGGCUGCGGUUGCGCUGCAGGGCAGCGCGAACAGUCAGUUCAUUGCGGCGGUGGAGUCUGAGGAAGACAAGAACGAUAUAGAGGAGGAGUUCUUCGUCCUUAGCAAACAGGCUCUCAAACGCAAGCGUGACAGCACGUCUGACGGUGAGGGCGAGCAGGCGAAGGAUAGACUCAAAGAGCGGCCCAGCUCGAGUUAG